AUGUCCGAUAAUCCCCAAGCAAUCACUGGCGGGGCCACGUACCCGUACCAGAUCUACAAACCAGAGCUGGAACAGGUGCCGGCACAGAUCGCGACGCUCCUGGCCGAAUACGCGGGCAUCCCACUGGAGGUGCAGAAGGAGCACAUCAAGACGGUGCGCGACCGGGCGUUCAAGUCGCACCCGUACCCGUGCCUGGGGCGGUGGCGGUUCCUUGAGCUCGACCUGUCCAGCCACCCGUUGUACCAUAGCCACAUCCUGCCAAUGCUAGCGGCAUCCAAGGAGGAAAAAGCGCCCGAGCCCGACGAGGCCUCCGAGGUGGUGGGCAAAAACGAAACCCCGGGUUGGAUCUUCCUGGACCUGGGCUGCUGCCUGGGGCAGGACAUCCGCAAGCUGAUCUUCGACGGUGGGGACGCCCGGCGCAUCUACGGCGCGGACCUGCGCCCGGAAUUCAUCGACAUCGGAUACGCGCUGUUCCGGGACGAGGACAAGUUCCCGCGCGCCGAACACUUCGUCGCCCCGGCUGACGUAUUCGAUUUCUCUCCCGACAGCGAGCUGAGCAAGAAGUGCGACGGCCGCGUCGGCAUCUUGCACGCCACAUCCGUCUUUCACCUCUUCAGCUGGGACGAGCAGGUCGUCAUGGCCCGCCGGUGCCUGCAGCUGAUGACCGCCACGAACGGGCGCGUGCUGAUCUGCGGAUGCCAGGUGGGCAACGAGAACCCCGGCGAGUUCCCCCGGCUCAGGGGCGGGAGCACGCGGUACAGACACAACGAGGCGAGUUGGAAGAAGAUGUGGGAUCAGGUCGUCCGCCAAGAACCGACCAGGAGCAAAGUUCGUGCUGUCGAGGUCGAGGCGGUCAUGUUGGGCAGGAACAUCAACGAACGCGUCGGGGAGGAGUUGGAAGUUCCGCAGCACCAGCGCGAGGCUCAAGCGCAAGAUCAGAACGCAUUAAGCAGCAAGACGGAGGGAGACGAGGGAGACAAUGACGAUGAGCGGAAGCACAUUGGUAGGUUUGAAAAAGGCUUCAGGUGGAUGAAGUAUUGGGUCUGGAUUGAUUUCGCUUAG
Cladophialophora psammophila CBS 110553 is the source of this 1062-nucleotide messenger RNA. RefSeq lists its product as uncharacterized. The record is from RefSeq and is a predicted model, not a curated record. The transcript has a single exon. Bases 1 to 1062 code for a protein of 353 amino acids. NCBI's taxonomy places the organism in Eukaryota, Fungi, Ascomycota, Eurotiomycetes, Chaetothyriales, Herpotrichiellaceae.